Messenger RNA from Cinclus cinclus, 2140 nucleotides. It is a transcript of the gene LSAMP, whose product is annotated as limbic system associated membrane protein. Gene Ontology annotation, cellular component: neuron projection. Bases 260 to 1312 code for a protein of 350 amino acids. NCBI's taxonomy places the organism in Eukaryota, Metazoa, Chordata, Aves, Passeriformes, Cinclidae. The transcript has 8 exons. The record is from RefSeq and is a predicted model, not a curated record.
UUUUUUUUUUUUUUUUUUUUUUUUUUUUGGGAAAGCAUUAAAAAAAAGGCAAGGAAGGGAAAGAAGCCAUCAAGAGACUGAAAAGAGCAAGAGAAAGUGGCAGCUGAGAAGGACUGUGAAAUCACCUCCCCUUUCUUGGGCUGUCGAUCAGAGCGAGAGUUGUACAUUAUUAUUAUUGUUUUCUUUCUACGUCUAUCUGUCCACGUACACAGGCAGAAAAAGAGACAAGUACUGACAGUGAAACUCGACGAGACCAGCCAUGGUAGCAAGGGCUCAGCCUGAUCGGAAACAAUUACCGCUGGUCCUACUGAGAUUGCUUUGCCUUCUCCCUACAGGGCUGCCAGUCCGCAGCGUGGAUUUUAGCCGAGGUACCGAUAACAUCACCGUGAGGCAAGGGGACACAGCCAUCCUCAGGUGUUAUGUAGAAGACAGAAGCUCCAAGGUUGCCUGGUUAAACCGUUCUGGCAUCAUUUUUGCUGGAGAGGACAAGUGGUCCCUGGACCCUCGAGUAGAGCUGGAGAAGAGAAACCCCCUGGAAUACAGCCUGCGGAUCCAGAAAGUGGAUGUCUACGAUGAGGGGUCCUAUACGUGUUCAGUGCAGACACAGCAUCACCCCAAGACUUCCCAGGUUUACUUGAUCGUGCAAGUUCCACCAAAGAUUUCCAAUAUCUCCUCAGACAUCACCGUGAAUGAGGGCAGCAAUGUGACCCUGGUUUGUAUGGCAAAUGGGCGUCCAGAGCCUGUCAUCACCUGGAGGCACCUCACUCCAACAGGCAGAGAGUUUGAAGGUGAGGAGGAGUACCUGGAGAUCCUGGGGAUCACACGAGAGCAGUCAGGCAAGUACGAGUGCAAAGCUGCCAACGAAGUUGCCUCAGCAGACGUCAAGCAAGUCCGGGUCACUGUGAACUACCCUCCCACCAUCACAGAGUCCAAGAGCAAUGAAGCAGCCACAGGACGACAAGCCUUACUGCGGUGCGAGGCAUCAGCAGUGCCCACGCCUGAUUUCGAGUGGUACAGAGAUGAUACCAGGAUAAACAGUGCCAAUGGUCUGGAGAUAAAGAGCACAGGAAGUCAGUCUCUGCUGAUGGUGGCCAAUGUCACUGAGGAACACUAUGGGAAUUACACCUGUGUGGCUGCCAACAAGCUGGGAGUCACAAAUGCCAGCCUAUACCUUUACAAACAAGUUUUACCCACACUCCCCAAUCCUUUUCCAGGACCUGGCACAGGGAGAGUAGACAACGGCUGCAUGAGUUUGGCCGUCCCACUGUGGCUUCUGGCAGCGUCCCUGCUCUGCCUACUCAGCAAAUGUUAAUACAAACCAGAAUGAAAAUAAUAAUAUUAAUAAUAAUUAAAAAACAACACGACAACAACAACAACACACAAAACAAAACACGUUAUACAGGAGACAGAGCGAAGAGAGGGGAGAGAGAAAAAAGAGGGGGGGAGAGAGACGACUGUUUCUUUCACAACUUUUGUGUGUUCAGGAGCGAAGAGGGGGGAGAGGAAAAAAUACAGCAAAGAAGACUCAGAAACAUUUAAUCCAAAACCUGAAAAGCCGGCUGUCAAGUCAUCGACUGCUUAGGAGGCAACAUGAAGAAAGGGAAAGAAUGGGGCACCAGCAAGGAUCGUGUAGCCGGAGGACGCUGCAAUGUAAACAAUCCAACAAAACCCACAAAGCCAAUCAAAAAGAGGAUCCCUUUUCUUUUCUCUCCUCCUUCCUCUUUUACAUACUCCCUCACUUUCCUUCCUUCCUCCUCUUUCUUUCUUUUGCAGAAAGAGGUCUUUGCUUCAGUGUCUAUAGCCAUUUAACUUUUUGGAUGCCCUGGAACAUUUUUGUGAGCUAAUGCUCUGCCAGUUCAUACUUUUAAAAACAAAUUAAAAAAAAAAAAACAAAAAAAACCAAACAAAAAACAGCCACAAGCCAGAGCAAGUCACCUGAAGCUCUCUGCACACUGAUGUCCUGUGAAGAACCCCAUCCUCUCUUCCCUUCACCAUGUACUGAUGUGCACCCAGCCCUUGCUAAACACCUUCUUUCCUGUCCCCUCCUUCAUGCAACAUUGCGCCACAGGCCUGAACUAAAGCUGUGUCAACUCUACUGAAAGCCUACUUUUCUUUCUUUUAAAAUCAUCUUCCUCCGCAC